UCUUUUCCUUUUCCCCUUCCCCUAUGCCACCAACCCUCCUCCCCCUUCCUCUUUGCCGCACCCCCAAUCCUUCUCCCCUUUCCCUGCACUUCACCUCGAACCCUCCUUCCCCUUCCCCGUUGCGACCCCCUCUACCACAGUCUAGCCACCACCACGUCAUCGCAAAGCCACCUUUGCAACUUCGUUUGUGCCACUGCCACCUUUGCAACUCCGCCUGCGCCACCACAAAGCCACCUCUAUAACUAUGUCCGCCCCACACUCCACUGUUGUUGAAACAAUACAAAGGAAUCAUACUUCUAUUGUUAUUUUUUUAACCCCUUUAAUAUAAUGAAAAUACGAUUACAUUGUACAACUAUUCAACAUAAUCGUGUUUUUGUUAUGUAUUUUUUAUUCAAACUCCCAUCACAUAAAGGAAACACAAUUUCAUUAUAUAGGUGUACAAUGGAAUCAUGUUUCCGUGAAAAGGAUAUUUUCAAAACAAAAAAAAAAAAGGCAUCAACCCCUUGGUAGGCACCAAUAGCAAUGACAAUGAGAAAAAUAGUAACUCCCUCCUAGAAAAGAAGAAAAGCCCAAAAACUCAUAAAGGAGAAGGUCUGAGGCUUGGGAGCUAUGGCGGCAAGGAUGUUGCAGAAGCGACUCAUUUCAAUCUUCUCAAGACAAACUCAUCACCCCAUUACUCAAGAAUCUUCUUGGUAUUCUCCUACCAGUGCAAUAUUAAACAGAUAUGGAUUCCAUCAAAGGAGGGUCACGACACAUACAAAUCCAAUCAAACCUGUUUGUGAAGAUGUAGAGAAUAAUGAAGCAGACACCUUAAAAUCAAGUCCAAACCCAGAUGAAGUUGCUACAUCUAUUAGUGUUAAUGAGACCUCUUCUAUAAAGUUUUCUGCCAAGUCCAGUUUGAAGACAUCCUCAAGGCAUGAUCUUGCUAUGGUUUUCACCUGCAAGGUCUGUGAAACAAGAUCCAUUAAGACGGUUUGUCGCGAAUCAUAUGAGAAAGGUGUGGUGGUGGCAAGAUGUGGGGGGUGUAAUAACCUUCACCUGAUUGCAGAUCACCUUGGGUGGUUUGGUGAACCAGGAAGCAUUGAGGACUUCCUGGCUUCUCGUGGAGAAGAAGUGAAAAGAGGUUCAGUUGACACACUGAACCUUACAUUGGAAGAUUUAGCAGGAAGGAAACCUUGAAAGGUACAAUUUGACCCAGUAUAUGUUCUGCAUUAGGGUGUCUCUGAGAGUUUGGAAGUGCAAGGGAGGUAACAAUUAACAAUAGUUGGUUUUGUAAACUCGGCUGUUCUGUCUAUGAUUAUGCUAAUAAUAAUAAAAAGCCACAUAUUCAAUGCACUGUUUUCUUUAUCCAUUAUUUUUGGUGCCUGCCAAAGGAAUGUUUUUAGACCA
Molecule: messenger RNA, 1389 nt
Organism: Glycine soja
Lineage: Eukaryota; Viridiplantae; Streptophyta; Magnoliopsida; Fabales; Fabaceae
Product: DNL-type zinc finger protein-like
Exons: 2
Coding region: 610-1179 (189 amino acids)
Biological process (GO): protein import into mitochondrial matrix; protein stabilization; protein folding
Cellular component (GO): mitochondrion
Molecular function (GO): protein-folding chaperone binding; zinc ion binding
Source: RefSeq, a predicted model, not a curated record